AUGACUGCCAGCAUCGAGGAGAUAUACGCCCAGGAAAGGCAGAAGCGCAUUCGUCCUGAAGGGACUGCCCAAUAUGUCGACUUUAAUUCCUCUUCCAACUUGAAAGACCUUGCCAAAGAUCCAUGGACGGAUCCUCCACUACGGGACGGCGAUAGAACCAAAUUCUUGAUUACUGGAGCAGGCCAUAAUGGUAUCCUCUUUGCCGCCCGCUUGAUUGAAGCCGGCUUCAGCCAUAAAGAUAUCGUCCUCGUUGAUGUUGCUGGCGGCUACGGGGGCACAUGGUACUGGAACCGCUACCCUGGACUCAUGUGCGAUGUUGAAGGGUAUUGUUACCUGCCGUUGCUGGAGGAGACAGGCUACGUACCCAAGCACAAGUACUCGUACGGUGCUGAGAUACGAAAAAACGCGGAACUGGUUGCGAGUCACUAUGGAUUUCAGGCCAUGUUCUGCACCAAAGUUGACCGUCAAGUUUGGGAUGAUGCAAAGGGCCACUGGGUUGUCGACUUGACUCAAUCAUUAGGCCACGUCCGUCCACCUACCAAACUCACUGUGAAAGCCCAGUUUCUCUUCAUGGCAGGAGGUUCACUUUCUAUCCCUAAGAUGCCCAAUGUACCAGGUUUUGAAAAGUUCCAUAAACACUGUCAGGUAUUUCACACUUCUCGGUGGGACUACUCGAUUACUGGCGGCAGUCAAGAGAAACCCGACAUGACCAAGCUCCAAGACAAGACUGUCGCUGUCAUCGGCACAGGAGCAACGUCAGUCCAGGCUAUACCUGAGCUAGCGAAAUGGGCGAAGCACCUUUAUGUCAUCCAGCGAACACCCUCGUACUGUGGAGAACGUCGGCAAAAGACCACAACCACUGAAGAGUGGGCCAAGGUGGCAGAUGGACCUGGCUGGCAAACCCGGAGAUGCGCAAACCUUGACAGCCAAUGGUCUGCCAACCCGGACCCCGUUGACCUUGUUGACGAUGGAUGGAGUCACAACCCAGCGCGCGCCGGCUUACUGGGAGGAAAUGGCUGGGCUGUUCAACCUGACACAGUCAAUGAACACAUCGAAAAACUACUUGCAAUUGACCGCCCUAUUGCAGAAGACCUCCGCAGUCGUGUUGACAAGGUUGUCGAAGACGAUAAAGUGGCCGAGAAACUAAAGCCCUGGUAUCCUGGGUGGUGCAAGAGACCCACUUUCAACGACGGGUAUCUUCAGUCUUUCAACCGCAGUAACGUUACCCUGCUAGACACAGACGCUAAAGGAAUCGACUCUUUUACCGAGCGUGGCGUUGUGGUUGGCGGGCAGGAAAUUAAUGUCGAUGUACUGGUACUAGGCACAGGCUUCAUAUUCAGUUUCGACCGUACACCAAGUGAUCGCCACGACGCUUCUUUCAUAGGGCGGGGCGGUCGGACUAUCCUAGUCUAUGCGAUUUUUCUAUGUCUCUACUCUAUCUUACGACUUACUCGAAUUGUUUGCAUCUGGUUGGCGUAUCGCGUGUUAGAUUUUUCUCUCGAAAAGAGUUUCAGGAUAUCUGGCGGCUCCCAGAGGGUUGGUCUUCCUGGGCCUUAG
This is a messenger RNA of Bipolaris victoriae FI3, 1557 nucleotides long. RefSeq lists its product as hypothetical. The record is from RefSeq and is a predicted model, not a curated record. The coding region runs from base 1 to 1557 and encodes 518 amino acids. Lineage: Eukaryota; Fungi; Ascomycota; Dothideomycetes; Pleosporales; Pleosporaceae. The transcript is spliced from 3 exons.